Talaromyces atroroseus is the source of this 975-nucleotide messenger RNA. RefSeq lists its product as hypothetical. Bases 1 to 975 code for a protein of 324 amino acids. The record is from RefSeq and is a predicted model, not a curated record. NCBI's taxonomy places the organism in Eukaryota, Fungi, Ascomycota, Eurotiomycetes, Eurotiales, Trichocomaceae. The transcript has 3 exons. Gene Ontology annotation, molecular function: oxidoreductase activity.
AUGACAACCGAACUGAAGUCGGUGCUCGUAUUUGGAGCAACCGGUGUCAUAGGGCAAUACGUCAUCAGAGCGCUUAUUGAAGAGAGCUCCCGGUUCGAUCGUCUAGCGAUUUUUACAUCGCCAUCAACCUUGCAGAAAAAAGUUGAAGAGAUUCAGUGGCUCAGAGAGAAGGGGGUGGAGGUGAUUGGCGGCGAUCUUACGAACGAGGAGCAUGUGUUGCGUGCUUAUGCAGGGUUCGACACAGUCAUAAGCUGCGUCGGUCGAAAUAUGAUCAAAGCCCAAAUUGAUCUACUCCGCUGGGCAGAAGAGUCAAGCCCCAAUAUCACACGAUUUUUCCCCUCAGAGUAUGGAACCGAUAUUGAGUAUGGGCCACAGUCAGCCUUUGAAAAGCCACAUCAGGGAAAAUUGCAAGUAAGAGAGUUUAUCAGGACUUCAAUUCGACGGACUGAGUUUACCUACUUGGUUACGGGGCCUUAUAUCGACCUCUACAUUGGAAAACUGAGCCAGAAUCCCCAUGCUGGAUCUUUUGAUGUUGUGGAGAAGAAGGCUACAUUGCUGGGAUCAGGAGAUGAGCAGGUCAGCUUUACAACAAUGAAAGACGUUGGAAAGCUAUUGGUGGCAGCGCUUCGAAAUCCAACAGUAUCUCGUAAUAGAGCCCUGAGGGUAUGCUCAUUCACCACCACGCCUCAUGAGAUACUGGCAGAAUAUGAGCGCCAGACCGAUAGCAAGUGGUCAGUUGAGUACACAUCUCUUGCGGAUUUGAAGACCCUGGAAAAUAUUGCAUGGGAAGCUGGGGACCCCAUGGCUUCAAUUUUUACUCUGCGGCGGAUUUGGACAGAAGGAGGGACGCUAUAUGAAUCGAACGAUAACCAAGACAUUAACAUGCAAUCUUCAGACCUGGACACGCUGGCAGAUGCUAUUGGAAGAGCUGUUGCUUUGAAUGGACAAGAAGGGUUCCAGAGUGGUGACGUAUAG